GAAACAUGUUGUGCUGUCGCCUUUUAUGUCCACCAGUCUCAGUUCUUCGACUCAAAAGGGCGUGUGGCUCUCAUAGCUAUCCGCAGAGAACGAAAUGAAGCCAUUAGGAAAACACUUGCAACCAGCAAAAGUAAAAUCUCUUAGCGCAACACACAGACACACACACACACUCACGCGCGCGCGUGCACAAUGUCAUCAGCCAUGGCUGCUGGUGCAUCCUCUUCCUGUACAUCGGCUUUCACCAGAAACAACUCUCCCAAAACCCAUUCAACUUACUCUCUCACUCCUCAGUUCAAGAAAACCAGUUUUCAUGGGCUGUCCAUUGAAGACGCCAAAAGGGCUGUCUUCAAUUCAUUAGCUGCUGGGAGUGUCCGCAGCAGUUUUGGGGGCGUGGUUAGCAGAAAAAGGGGCCUUGAGAUCACAGCAAGGGCAGCUGGAGCUGCUAAGAAUAUUGAGGUUGAGGUUGACAAGCCAUUGGGCUUGACUUUGGGCCAAAAGCAAGGUGGUGGUGUAGUAAUCACAGCUGUAGAAAGUGGUGGUAAUGCUGCAAGGGCAGGGCUUAAGUCGGGGGACCAAGUUUUGUACACAAGCAGCUUCUUUGGGGAUGAGUUAUGGCCAGCCGACAAGCUUGGCUUCACAAAAACAGCUAUUCAGGCGAAACCGGAUUCUGUAUACUUUGUCGUCAGCAGAGGAGCUGAAGUGGAUGUCAAAAGGCUACCAAAGCGCCCGGCCCCACCUGCUUUUGGCAGAAAACUAACCGAUGCUCAAAAGGCACGUGCUACUCACAUAUGCCUCGACUGUGGCUACAUAUACAUCCUGCAAAAAUCUUUCGAUGAGCAACCGGAUGACUAUGCCUGCCCACAAUGCCGAGCACCAAAGAAGAGGUUUGCAAGAUACGACGUCAAUACUGGAAAAGCCAUUGGAGGUGGAUUGCCUCCAAUUGGAGUUAUUAUUGGCCUUAUUGCUGGGAUUGGUGGAGUUGCAGCUUUGUUAGUUUAUGGCCUUCAGUAAUAUUUCUAAUUUCAAAAAAAUAAAAAAUAAAAAAAGGAAAAAAAAAUCUUUACAAUCUUUGCUAUCAUUGACGAACAAGUUUAUUGAUGAGAAUUUCUUGUUUUCGCUACAAACGUUGUACAAAAUCUUGUAUAUUUAUUAAUCAUUGUUUUCUCUUUUAACACAAAAGUUGAAGGAUUGAGAAUUUUGUGGCCUCGUGAGUGUAAUUUGUUGGGAAUUUAUAAUAUACUGUCAUUUCGACUUGGCCUAAUUAGAGAGCAACAAUUUCC
Molecule: messenger RNA, 1280 nt
Organism: Striga asiatica
Lineage: Eukaryota; Viridiplantae; Streptophyta; Magnoliopsida; Lamiales; Orobanchaceae
Source: the annotation of a GenBank genome assembly